AUGCCGUCACGAGCAAUCUUGGCGCCGGCUCCGGCGCGGCUACCGAUAAUUUCCUCUUUAGCCCCAGCGCCUGCGCCGUUGGGGCACCACGACAGGACAACGAGAACCUUUCCACCGUUCGCGGCGGCUGGAGUCGCCGCCGGUUUCUCUCUCUUCAUAACUUUCUCCGUCUGCUUCUGCAAAUUCAGCCGUAAGCGUUCAACACAUCCGGCGGGAGACACCGCCACGUCUCCUCGGCGACCGCCGCCACGCGAGUUCUCCUACUCGACUCUCCGCCGCGCCACAGACUCUUUCUCGCCGACUAACCGGCUGGGUCAAGGCGGGUUCGGCGCCGUGUUCCGCGGAAGUAUCUCCGGCGGUCAGAAUGUAGCCGUUAAGGUGAUGGAUUCGGGAUCUCUCCAAGGAGAAGGUGAGUUUCAGAACGAGCUGUUCUUCGCCGCCAGGCUUGACUCGCCUCACGUGGUCCCGGUCAUCGGCUUCUCACACGACCCGAAACGACGGCGUUUGAUCCUCGUCUACCAGCUCAUGGACAAUGGCAACCUCCAGGACGCGCUGCUUCACCGGAGAUCCCCUGAGCUCAUGGAUUGGAAUCGGAGGUUUCUGGUUGCGAUCAACAUCGCCGAAGGGAUCGAGCAUCUUCACAGCCUGGAACCGCCGGUGAUCCACGGCGAUAUUAAACCGAGCAAUGUGCUAUUAGAUAAGCUCUUCUCCGCCAAAAUCGCCGAUUUCGGCCUCGCGAGGCUGAAACCGGAUCACGUGGAGAUUGCUGUAGCAGACGGCGGCGGAGAGAAGGCGGAGGAUUACGGAUCUGUAGUGGAAGAAGUGGAGAGUGUGGUGACUACCGCGACUGGGUGUGAAGAAUUCAACUUUGGAUUGGUGGAUCAGUCGCCGGAAAGCAUCGCUAGGGUUCCUGGUUCGGUGACUGCUUCGCCGGAGACGGGAAUUGCUCCUGUGGCAUCGCCGGAGACGACGGUUGUUUCCGUCUCUCCGGAGAUGGGGGAGAAAACAGAGAGCGAGAAGGACGGUGGUGGUGGUAACGUGGUGACGAGGAAAGGGAAAGAGGUUGAGAGCAAAGAUUGGUGGUGGAAGCAGGAGAGCAAUGGUGGUGGUGAUAGAGGGAAAGUGAAGGAUUACGUCAUGCAAUGGAUUGGCUCUGAGGUGAAGAAGGAGAGACCGAGGAACAUGGAUUGGAUCGAGGCUUCUUCGUCUUCGUCGAGUAAGAAGCUUGAGAAGAAGAGUAGUAAGAGACUAGAGUGGUGGCUUUCGCUAGAGGAAGAGGACGAGAAGAAGAAGAAGAAGAACAAGAAGAAGCGGAGGAUGGUUGGAGAGUGGUGGAAAGAUGAGUAUCGCAGAGAACUCGCUAAAAAGAAGAAGAAGAAGAAGAAGAAGAAGACGUUGGAGUCUGAGUUUUGUAGUGACGAUGGGAGUAGUAGUGUGAGUCAAUGGCGGCGUGGUAGUAGCAUAGAUUGGUGGUUAGAUGGGUUAAGAGCAAGAGGCAAUAGUCAUGACUCGGUGAGCGGCGAGAUUGCGAAGAGCUGUGGGGUCAGUAGCACGCCGAGUAUGAGAGGAACGGUGUGCUAUGCAGCGCCUGAGUAUUGUAACGUGGAGAACAAUGUGUCUGAGAAGUGUGAUGUGUAUAGCUACGGUGUUUUGUUGUUGGUGCUGAUCUCCGGGAGGCGGCCGUUGGAGAUGACGGGGUCUGCGAGCGAGAUUCAAAGGGCUAAUCUUAUGUCUUGGGCGAGGAAGCUGGCGAGAAGAGGGAGGCUUGGUGAUCUUGUGGACCAGAAGUUGCAGAAUUUGGACUCGGAGCAGGCGGUGUUGUGUAUAAAGGUGGCGUUGCAGUGUCUGCAGAGAUUGCCUGUUUCACGACCGUCGAUGAAAGAUGUUUUGGGAAUGCUUAGAGGAGAGGUGAGUCUGCCGGAGCUGCCUAAUGAGUUCUCGCCGUCGCCGCCGUUGAAGACGAUGAGGAAGCAGCGCCGUUGA
Molecule: messenger RNA, 1983 nt
Organism: Microthlaspi erraticum
Lineage: Eukaryota; Viridiplantae; Streptophyta; Magnoliopsida; Brassicales; Brassicaceae
Source: the annotation of a GenBank genome assembly